CCCUUUCCAAUUUAAGAUCUCAGAUGUGACAAAAUGCCUGGUGCUGCCAAUCCAAAUCCGUGGAGUUUCUCUGAGUUACUGGGGCAGAGGAGCAUUCUUGGAGUUGUAGUUUUGAUUGCAUGGUUAGUUCUGUUCCAUCUUCUGGUGAAUGUGUGGCUGCUGUGCAUCUUCACCAGUCUGUUGGUCGUGCUGGGUGGAUGGCUGGGAUCUCGUGUCGCUUUGGAUGCCAACAGCCUCCUUCAUUUGGAGCACUUUCUACCGCUGCGUCAGUCCCCUGAAGUUCACACUACCUCAGAGAGUGAACAAAGGCUGGAUUGGGAGAUUCAGAGUGCCGUUGACAAGGCUGUGCGGGACUUUGUGUCAUCCUGGUACUGCAGUUCUGUUUCUAAAGGAGGGGAUGAGUUUGAAUGGGAGGUGAGGGAUGCCAUGCUGGAGGUGGCCGCUGAACUGAAGAGGAGGGCGAAGCAGGUGGACCGGAGAGCACUGUCCCAGAGGGUUCUAGAGCUUUGCGGAUGCCAUCUGCAAAGCUUUAGCCAAGCCAAGGAACGCCAACGCACACUGCAAGAAGAGUCUAACCAAACUUUUUCAAACUCACAAAAACUACGGAGAUUGUACAUUAGAGCUGAUUUUCCUCACCCUGCCCUUACUGGCCCAGCUAACCAGCUCUGCUACACCAGAGCACUGGUAGAUCUCCUCAUGCACAUCCUUAUUCCCAAAUCUCACUUGGAAACAAGAACAGGCCGGUACAUGGUGGGAGAGCUCAUCACCUGCAAUGUUGUUCUGCCCCUCGUGGCAAGAAUAUCCAAUCCAGAUUGGUUAAACCAGACCAUUGUAAAUGUGUUCACCCAAUCCACUGACAAAGAAGCACCAAGCCCGCAGCAAACACCUCCAGAAAACGAGGAAGAAUCUGUUGGCAGCUUCUGGGAUUGUGACUCCCCAAUUACUUUCAACUGUCCUGAAACCUCCAGCAUGCAGACAGCUUGGUCUGAAUCCACAGCUCCCCUUCAUGAUUCAUCUGAAACAAGUUUCCAGAGUCAGUGGUCCUCUGAUGAAAAUGUACAAGGGACGAGAAGUUCCAGCAUUCUUUUUCCAGAAAGAAUGACCCAAAGUACAGCCGAACUGCUCAGAUCUCCUUACCGCACCAGCCGCCUCUAUAAACACACUGACUACGACCUGGAUUCACCCUCUUCAGAUGAGAGAAAGAUAUCUAGUGAGUCUUUGAAACGAACAGACUCAGAUGAUGAGAACUUCUGCGACUGCAUGUCUCCUUCAGACUUUUGUGGCUUGGUUUGUCUGGAGGAAGACACGUUGGGUCUUUUGGAGAAGUGUUUCAGACAAAAUGUGAUAAUUUCAGAGCCUCCAUCACCGGAGAGUACAGUGGAAGAGUGUCCAGUCCAACCCCUGAUUUACACAUCAAACUCCAUCCCCAGAAGCCUUGGUCUGGACUCGUUAGUUUUUGAUAACUUGGGAAAUCUAGAGGGACCGGUAACUAUUCAGAACUUGCAAAUCACUGGGACCAGCACAGCCAAAGAGCAAAGAAGCAACAGCACUCAUCCUUAUACUCUUUACACUAUAAAGUAUAAAACCGCUGGCGAUUCAGAGAGUUCAAAGUCUGAUCAGCCUGUUGUAUAUCAUAUGGUGAACCGGCGCUACAGUGAGUUCCUCAAUCUGCAGACCCGUUUGGAGGAAAGGCCUGAUCUCAGGAAGGUGAUCAAAA
Molecule: messenger RNA, 1717 nt
Organism: Sinocyclocheilus anshuiensis
Lineage: Eukaryota; Metazoa; Chordata; Actinopteri; Cypriniformes; Cyprinidae
Product: sorting nexin-19-like
Exons: 2
Cellular component (GO): intracellular membrane-bounded organelle
Molecular function (GO): phosphatidylinositol binding
Source: RefSeq, a predicted model, not a curated record